Pangasianodon hypophthalmus (striped catfish) is the source of this 4576-nucleotide messenger RNA. It is a transcript of the gene dennd1c, whose product is annotated as DENN domain containing 1C. The coding region runs from base 657 to 3395 and encodes 912 amino acids. The record is from RefSeq and is a predicted model, not a curated record. The transcript has 22 exons. Lineage: Eukaryota; Metazoa; Chordata; Actinopteri; Siluriformes; Pangasiidae. Gene Ontology annotation, biological process: endocytic recycling; endocytosis. Gene Ontology annotation, molecular function: phosphatidylinositol phosphate binding; guanyl-nucleotide exchange factor activity. Gene Ontology annotation, cellular component: intracellular membrane-bounded organelle; cytosol.
AAACAGACUAAUAAAUAAGCAAUCAGAAGUGAACCCAGUGACUUUAAAAAGAAAAGAGGAGGAAGAAAAGAGACAGGCAGCUGAAAAGAGAAAUAGCAGCUGCGAUAGAGGAAGUCCUCUCCUGAUUUCCUCUCAGCGUGCCUGCUCAAAUGCUGCUGUCUGUAAAAGAGAGAUUCAUGAAUACACACAUUUACACACAGUUGGUAAAUCUGAUGUGCAUGACACUGACUUGAAAAUGUGUUGAGGGAGGGCCUUGACAUGCAAAUGUGUGUUUAUAAACAGAGUUUUAGAAAGAUUUAUAUUAAGCAAAAUGCACACACAUACACACACACACACAUAUUCAUAACUCAAUUUUGAUGUGUAAAUAAGUCAUAAAACAAUUCUGAAUGAGGAAGAAUGGAGAAAAGGCUGGAGACGUAAAGAGAAGGAAACAACAGCAGCCGUCAUAUACAACACAAGCAUCACAUGCAAGAUUCUCAGCACAGAUCAGGAAGUGAUUCUGUGAGCCUGUUUUCUUAUCCGUUUGAUUAUGUGUGUGUUGGCAUGUGUGUGUGUGUGUGUGUGUGUCUGAGAGGCUACUCUCUCUAGUUCUAUAAUGGUACCUUCAUCACAGAAACUCCACUAAUCACAUAUGGACUCCAUCUUGAAGCUACAACAUGGGAUCCAGACUAAAGGAAAAUCCAGAAAGGACGUUUUACUGGUUCUUUCAAGCCUCAUGCCCCAUCGCCAGAGACAAGGAUCCUGGGCUGCUGUUUCAUUUCCCAGAGGACUUCAGUGAUGAGGAGUGUUUGCAAUCCCUUCCUCGAUUCUGCUUCCCAUAUGAUAUAGAGAGGGUGAGGGAUGGCAUAGCUGUGCAGCACUUUACAUUUGCAUUGACUGACCUCGAGGGAUGUCAGCGAUUUGGGUUCUGCAGACUCACUUCCAGCUCCCAGACCUGCCUCUGCAUCCUCAGCUACCUGCCUUGGUUCGAAGUCUUUUAUAAACUGUUAAAUAAUCUGGCAGACUAUGUGACAAAAGGCCAGACGAGUGAGAUGAGAGAGUUACUGGCAACUCUUUACAAACACCCCGUGCCGCUGGCCAACAGCUUAAACCCUCUGCAGCUGAUGCCGUACUUCAUCGCUCCUGAUCCAAAGGCUUUACCGUCCAUUCCAGAGAGUAGGAACCUGACAGAGCUGAUCGUGGCUGUAGAUGUGGGGAACCUCCUGCAGCUGUACGCCAGCAUGCUUUUUGAGAGACGUAUCCUCAUUUGCUGCAGUAAACUCAGCACGCUGACCGCGUGUGUACAUGCAUGUAGCAGCAUGCUCUUCCCCAUGUACUGGCAGCACAUCUUCAUUCCUGUCCUACCACCACACCUGCUGGACUACUGCUGCGCUCCAAUGCCGUACCUUAUUGGAGUUCAUUCCAGCCUGAUAGAGAGAGUGAGGAGUCGUGCUCUGGAUGAUGUGGUCAUUCUGAACGUGGACACGAACACUAUGGAGUCUCCUCACGAUGACCUGAAGAAGCUCCCAACAGAUGUGGUGACAGCUCUGAAAGUGAGGCUGAAGCGCCAGGCUGGAUUUACAGGCCCCGGUGUAGCUAAAGCAUUUCUCAGAGCUCAGGCUCUGCUGUUUGGAGCAUACAAAGAUGCUUUACAGUACCCUAGUGGACAACCCGUGUCAUUCAGUGAGGAGUUGUUUCUCACACACAGAUCUCCCAGCAUGAGGCAGUUCCUUGAAAGUGCCAUUCACCUGCAGUUUUUCAAACAGUUUAUUGAUGGGCGUCUAGAGAUGCUCAACCAAGGAAAAGAGCCAGACGACCUGUUUGAGGAGGAAAUACAGCAGUGUGGCGCGUCCUCAGGUGGCUCAAAAUCUUACCAGCAGUGGAUGGGGAACCUGAAGAAAGGAGGAGGAUCUCUCAUUCUGACAGUCAAGUCCAAAGCGCAGAUGUACAAAAACGUCACAUGUCAUAGCAAGCUGAAGAAUCUUAUUUCACCAAAGGAGCAGAAACAGGUUCACACACUCCAGCGAGGAGGGUCUGUGUGCGGGACACACUCGUAUCGCUUCAGCAAAUCAGAAUGCCUUCAGAACAGAUUACCGAUCACACAGCAUUUCGGAAAGUCCCGUCCUCGCAGGCCCACACGCAAUGCAUCCGUCCAGCAGGGGGAGGAAACACCACAAGACAACAGUGGCAACUGGGGAGAGGAGAGUCAUGUAGAGCUGGCUUCCGAUGACCUGACAGAGGAGGAAGAGCUCUCCAUGAUGGCUGACCUUGAGGAGAUGGACCUGCUAGGGGAGAUCUUCGACACCUUAAACACUCAGAGCUCCAGAGAGCCGGGCCUGCUGUACAGCACACGCAGCCUCGAUGUCUUCACCUCUGACUGCACCGACUUCAUCAACAGAAGGAGCUUGGCCACACCCAGUCAGGAGAGCUUGAGUCUUUCCACUGGGAACAAUGGCAGUCUGAUGAGCUGGGAGGAAGGGCUUGAAGAAGGGCCAGAUAAAGAGGAAGAGGAGUCUGAUCUGCCAAGUGAUGAACCAGAGAGGGACAUGAAAGAUGGAGUAAGAGAGGGUCACAAUAUGUCAGGGGAGGAGGAGCCAGGUGUGGAUCUUGGAAGGUUAGUGGAGGAUCUCGUGGAUCUAAGGCAGGAACUUGAAGAGGAGCUGAAAGAAAACUGUAAGAAAACUAGCAGAUCAUCCAGAGAAAAUCAGGAGGAAACUAGCAGAUUAUCCAGAGAAGAUCAGGAGGAAACUAGCAGAUCAUCCAGAGAAGAUCAGGAAGAAACUAGCAACUCAUCCAGAGAAGAUCAGGAGGAAACUAGCAGAUCAUCCAGAGAAAAUCAGCAGGAAACUAGCAGCUCACCAGGAGAAAGUCAGGAAAGAACUGGGCGAUCCAUACCAGAUGAUGAUGAUAAUGGGGAAAGUAGUGGAGCUCAGGAGCAGCAAGUAAAAGAGACAAUAAACAAAACACACAAUGCAGGGCACCAAGAUCUAACUCAGGAGGACAACAACCCAGGGAGUCUACCUAGAAAUUCUCCCCACGAAAAGGAGCUCCUUGCUGAGGAACAACUGAAUGCAGAUACAUUGGUUAAUGCAGUCAAAAAAGAUGAGGAACAAGAAGAGUGCAGAGACCAGUCAACUCCUAAAGUGCUCUCCAAAGUGGCCCUGUUCCAGGUCAAGGCCUACCAGACAAAGGGCUCACCCGAGACUGUAAGGCCCAGCUAUGGCCACAAAAUCUUAGAUACAUCUCCAAAGAUCUCUCCAAGAGGUCCUGGAGGCGUUUGGGUGACCGUGAAUACAAAAACGGAUGACUCGACCAUAAAAUCCCCAACCACGUCCAAUGUAUCAGACACAGCCACAGAGGACGAAGACUUGCCACCACCUAAAGUGUCUGAACUUAAAAAGAGAUUUGAGCAGUGAUUGACUGGAGGGAUAAUGUCAUGCCCAUGCUAAUGCUAGAUGCCAGAGAUGCCCACCUUUACUUGGAGGGACCACAGGGAUGUAAAAUGAACAAAAACAAAAUCAGAUAUCUAGUUGGCUCAAGCACAUCAUACUAUUAAUGUGUAACCUAUUAAAGUGUGGUCAAUGCAGUACUCACUCCACCAGCGCACAACGAUCCUGCUGUUCAAACCAGUUUGCAAAACUGAACAUUCAAAGCACAUUUAUUUUGUCCGUUUUUAAAACAUUUUCUUUCAAAAUAAAUUUUAUAGACUUUGAAGCUGUUAUUUUUUUCCUCAGACAGUAUAUUUACACGCAUUGAUGAUAUGGUUCACCUGAGGGAAAACAAAAAGUUUCUGAAAUUGUCUAAUGAAAUAAAUCAAGGAGUGCAUCAGUUCUGGAAAUCUGGAAAGCAGAGGUUAAAGUAGCACAAAUCUUUACUUAAUUAAGAGAGCCAUUGCUCUUUUAAAAUAAAUAAGUAAAAUUUACAUACACCACCACAUUCUUCACCUAGUUAUGGUAGAAAACUUAAAAACUCAAAAAUGUACUUAAUAUAUAAUGAAAGUAAAAGUAGAAGAAACUUCACAAAAGAAAAAGACAUUUGCCCCAUUUUCAAAUCAAUCAUACACUGAUUUUAGUUACUCAAGGAAAAUUAUUGGCACUUUCACCAAGAAACCAAGGAACAUGGGAAAAUAUUUGCUAAGUCUAACAAAAUGAAGUCUUACUAAAAUUUGGUCUUGGCCAUGUACCAGUUAAGGCUCCUCAUCAUACAACUGCUCCCUACCAGGGAGGGUGGAGGCUAUCACGUGCUUCCUCUGAGCCACCUGCAUCUUUUCAAACUGCUGCUCAUGCUGCAUCCAAAAGCAACAUUUGAAUGAAGAUUUUCAGAAAAGGUACAACGCAAUAAUGCAACAAACCAAAUCAGCGCAAAUGAUUCCUCGGACGAAUCCUGUGGUGCGUGUGGUGCGACAUUCUUUGGUUCCCCACGCACAACUUCAGUUCCUACCUGCAAUUAGCUCAUAUGUACAGUUUGACAUGCAAAAAUGUAUGAAAAACCUGUAACCCUGGUUUCAUCUUAUCCUUUCAUAUACAACCUCUAAUUAAAUGUGUGUAAACGUGUGUACAUUAUGGAGAAAAAUAAAGCUCAGAAGGAAUUCAGAAGA